Molecule: messenger RNA, 306 nt
Organism: Symbiodinium sp. CCMP2456
Lineage: Eukaryota; Dinophyceae; Suessiales; Symbiodiniaceae
Source: the annotation of a GenBank genome assembly
AUGCUCAGAAUACAAACUUUAGAAACAGUAUGGCUGCCAGUGGAGUGGCAGCUGACAGAAGUCUGGCGAGAAGCACGCACUACAUUGAGUGCAGACUUCGUUCUUUUGCAAGUGCCACAGUGUCACCUACGUUUGAAGCUUGCACGCCACGAAAGGACCAUCUGCACAACCAGUUGUACAACAUUGGGCCGUGUCUGUCUCCUUGCCACAGCAAUGUGUGCCGGGAGUGCAGAGCAGAGGUGUAUCAGUGCGAUUGCGGCAGCAUAUCCCGCCAGCGGCAAGACAGGUCCCUCCGCAGCAUUGUGA